Messenger RNA from Symbiodinium necroappetens, 195 nucleotides. The record is from the annotation of a GenBank genome assembly. Lineage: Eukaryota; Dinophyceae; Suessiales; Symbiodiniaceae.
AUGGCAAAGUAUGCUGACGAGCUCUGGGAGCUCAUGCAGGACGAGAAGACCCACGUCUAUAUGUGCGGUCUGAAAGGCAUGGAGUCUGGCAUGGCCGAUUGCUUUGGCCCCAUCGCAGAGAAAGCUGGCAAGGACUGGGCGGAGUUCGCCAAGGCCAUGAAGAAGGCCGACCGCUACCACGUGGAAGUCUACUGA